Messenger RNA from Cladophialophora yegresii CBS 114405, 1374 nucleotides. RefSeq lists its product as uncharacterized. Bases 1 to 1374 code for a protein of 457 amino acids. NCBI's taxonomy places the organism in Eukaryota, Fungi, Ascomycota, Eurotiomycetes, Chaetothyriales, Herpotrichiellaceae. The transcript has a single exon. The record is from RefSeq and is a predicted model, not a curated record.
AUGUUCGGUGCGGCGAAAAGGCUGGAGGACGUGACAGAAGAGCCCCAGGAGAAGGACGAGUUUGACGGCUACACCCUGGUUAAUGACGGGGCAUGUGACUGGAGUGAUUACGACAAGGCUCUCUCCAAUGACUAUAGUCACCCUUCCCCUACCACGACUCCCGUGGACCCGGUAUGGACCCUGGGCGAAACCGACAACUGGCUGCUAAGCCCUGAACUCCGUCAGCCAAAGAGGAGAAGAUCGAUGGAGCAACCGCUCACGAGUCACGGCAAUCGCUUGGGCUGCAGAUUCAGUUCUCUGUCACGACGGUGGAAGAAUCGAUCUGCUGCUAGCCCUCAAUUGUCCAUCGUCACGCAUCACAGCUCGCCUGCUUCUCGAUCUGGAUCCUUGACCUCUUCACAACUACGGAGUCCAGCUCUCAGUGCCAUCUCCAGGCACGAGAGCGGACUGCCUUCAUCGCCGAUCUUGCCGUACACGAAUGACGCCCCAUUUUCAGCUGAGGCCAGGCCUAUGGACAUCGCGCAAAGUGCCAAAGAGGACGAGGCAGAGGCAGGUCAAGCUACAACGCCUCUGCUCCCGCCUCUUCUCUCCGAGGUCGGCAAGAAAGAUGAGCCCAUACAUUCACCGCUUCAGUCACCCGCAAUUGCUCCGACCACUGCCCUAGUGAGCUCCCGAGCGUCUCUGGAUACUCCUCUGUCAUGCCUGCCGUCGCCGCCGCUUUCCACGAGACCAUCGAUGGUUUCGAUGCACGGCAGGUCCCGUACAAACACCCUGACGAACUCUCCCUUUUGCGACAUUCCUUCGUCCCAACUCGUCGAGGAUACUGCUGACCCGUGGGAUGCAAGACUUGGUCACGCCAACUUCAUAAUCCACCCGGAACCAUAUGUCUCCGAAGUGCUCGACCUGGACUCGUACGCCCAGUACCGCAAAAACUGGGAUCAAGCUCGGACAAAUUAUGCUAAGCAUAUUGCCAGAACUGUCGAGCAUUAUGGGUCUACCUCCAAAGUCUACAAGUUGACCGAGGAAAAAUGGGCUUCGGUCGACAAUGUCUGGAAGCGGCAACAUGAUUUGAUGAGAACUGCUAUGGCACCCGUUCUCGCUCGGUUGAGCGAUGGAGACUCGGAGAUGCAGGACUCGACUGCAUCUAGUGCUGUCCUCGAGAAGCCAUUGACCAAGCUGGUUGUUCCUCUCAUUGAUGACAAAAGCGGCAAAUUUCCAGCGCUCGGCGACGGCGAGAUUGUCGGACCCAUGUCUGUUGCUCGACCACGUGUUCUCAUCACUGACCACGACACGAACCUCGGAGCGAAGAGCCCACCACUGUCACCUCAUAAGCGCAAUCUGCUCAGAUUGCUUUCCGAUAUUUUCCACAACUGA